GUUCUGUAUGCAUAAAAAAACGGUGAAUGACUAGAUAGCCUAUCUAAAUAAACUAAUGAUGUCGCUUUCUGUUUUACUCAAGAUCUUGUGAGAAGAUAAUAGUAAAAGAAAUCGUUGCCAUAAUCUUGCUAAGAUCUUAGGUACAGAUUUAUCAGAUAGGACAAGAUCUGAACAAGCGAAUUAUCUUUUAAAGAUCUUGAUAAGAUCUUACCUACCAAUCCCAAGAUUUCAAGAUGUUACUUACAAGAUGUUUCACUAGGGUAUACCCAAGAGAAGAACCUGUCAGAUUCCGUACCAAUGUACUGAACUUAAAAAUGGUUUCGUGACAAAAUACUAAACCUUUACAGUUUCGUAUAAAUCCUGUAGAAAAUCGUUAGAGUUUAGUACGAAACCCUGGGGAUUCAAUACAACAUUGUAAAGGUUUUGUGUUUUGUUACGAAACCCUUUUUAAGUUCGGUAGUACAAAAAACGUUUGCCAGGAGAAGGUUCAGAGAGUGUGUCGAGUUAAAGAACCAUUCAAAGUUCUGUAAAAUUGAAGAGUUGUUAUUUCGUCAUUACGAGUCAUUUGGAUGCUAACAGAAAUCUACCAAAUAUGUUUUUGGGGUUUCGAAAAAUAUCUUUUCUUUUAGUGUAUAUAUAUAUAUAUAUAUACUCUAACUGUAACCCUUCUAUUCAGCCAGGAAUCCGAUACGAUCUGUCCUAAUCUCCUUAGGGCCUUAUUAAUAGAUCUCAACUCAGGUCGAAGAAAGCAAUCCGUAAACGGCCUUAUACGUCGUAAUAACGGUGUAAAACUUUAAAAAACGACGACGUAAUCUGUCAUACCUGAUUAAAAUGUUAGAACCGGCGGAUAGCGAUGACCUUCUUCUAAUUAAAAAACGAAUUUCAAAAAGAACUGACAGAUUCAGACGAAAUUGGGUGAAAAAUGAUAGAAAGAAGCAUACCAUGAUUCGGAUUUCGUCCAUUCUGAAGGGACUCAUUGAAUUGCCUAAGGCAUCUUAAUUGGAUUAGAGUCAAAAAUAAAAAAGGAACUGUUUUUAAAAGUAAAUUAUUCAUUUUAUUUACUUUAGACACCUAGUGAUGAGCCACUACCAGGUUAUUUAUCAUUGCAUCUCAGUUAUCGUGGUUUAACAUUAAAAUGGAUGCCAAACCAACUUAUGAAUGGUUAUACUGAAAUUGGUGGUGAUAGUAUUUUACUUGUUGAUCACGAUGAUGUACAAUAUCCUCCAUUUCAUAUAAAAGAUAAAGGUGGGCAUUUAUUAGCAUUUCUUACUUGUUUAAAAAGUUGUCUUGCACCAAAUGGUCUACUUGAUCCACCGUUAUGGGAUAAUCGUCGAGCUCAUGUACGUUGGACUCACAAAAGGGAUGUUGCAAAAGAACCUAGUUUAUCGUCUCCAGUGGAAAUGAAAGUUGCUGCUGUACAAACUCCACCUUCACUUGCAACUGAUCAGCUAUCAAAUCGUCUAGCAACAUUUCGAAGAUCCUUAAUUCAACCAUUUAUUAGCAUUGACUGCAGUAUGGAUAGUGAAACGGAGUCAUUAUCCGAGUAA
This is a messenger RNA of Rotaria socialis, 1547 nucleotides long. NCBI's taxonomy places the organism in Eukaryota, Metazoa, Rotifera, Eurotatoria, Philodinida, Philodinidae. The record is from the annotation of a GenBank genome assembly.